CAGGCGCAAAGGCCCUCCUGAGUACCUAGGGCAGUUAGGUAGGUAGGUAGUUUAGCUGUGGGUUUCCAGCACGUAGAAAUUCACCACGCGUCGCACUCAACAGCUGCUCCUCCAGACACCAGUCAAACCGCCGGCGUAGACAGCAAAUAAAUGAAGCUCAUCAUUGCGGGCGCCUCCGGCUUUGUGGCCGCCGAAGUCCUCCGCCAGAGCCUGCGGCUCCGCGAGACGACGACGGUGGUGGCGCUCGCGCGAAAGCCCGUGGCGGCUCCCGAAGGCACCAGCGCCGCCCACGCCGCCAAGCUCCGGAGCGUCGUGCUCGACGACUACGAAAGUUACCCGGACCAUGUGCGGCGUGAGUUUGCCGGCGCUGACGCCUGUAUAUGGACUGUCGCCAUCACGCCGACCAAGUCCAGGACCAUUGCAUUCGACGAGGUGACCCGCAUAUGCCACGCAUGCACAAUGGCAGGGCUCCGCGCCAUGGUCGAAUCCGGCCCGGCCCGGCCCUUCCGCUUCCUCUACGUGAGUGGCCAUUCGUGCGAGCGCGACCAGACCAAGACGCCGUCAUUCUUACCGGCCUAUCUUCUGAUGCGGGGCGAGACGGAGAACCAGGUCCUCUCCUUCGCCGCAUCGCAGCAGCCGCCUGGCUCCGUCGAGGCAUGCGUGGCCAAGCCGGGCCUCGUCACCGGCAAUAGCACCGUCGUGCGCUCGGCGUUGGGCGCGGCGGUGCGCUGGACUAACGUCAUACCCAACGUCGCUGCCGAGGAGUUGGUGGCUGCGAUGCUGCGGCAGGUAGUGCGGGGGUUUGAGAAGGAGCCGUUGCGUAAUGAGGACUUGAGGAGGAUCGGGCAGGAGGCGCUGCGGGAGGGGGUGGAGGAGGAGGGUUGA
This is a messenger RNA of Phialemonium atrogriseum, 885 nucleotides long. RefSeq lists its product as uncharacterized. The coding region runs from base 151 to 885 and encodes 244 amino acids. The record is from RefSeq and is a predicted model, not a curated record. The transcript has 3 exons. Lineage: Eukaryota; Fungi; Ascomycota; Sordariomycetes; Cephalothecales; Cephalothecaceae.